AUGGCAGAGGUAGAAAAGGGUCUGGGACUCACCUCGAGCGACAACAUACCAGACUCGCCUCGGUUUAACAGCGACGACUCCGAGCAAGAAAAAAAUCCGGUAAAAUGGUAUCGCUCGACUUUUUACAAUGCCCUCAUCCUCGGUAUAUGCAACUUCCUGGCCCCGGGAAUCUGGGGAGCCAUGAACUCGCUGGGUGGCGGCGGUGAUGAAUCGCCCUAUUUGGUCAAUGUCGCCAAUGGCCUAACCUUUUCGCUCAUGGUUCUCUCUUGCUUCUUUGGCACCGUCAUCGUGAAAUAUAUCGGGAUCAAGUGGACGUUUAUAGCCGGUACCAUUGGAUACGCCCCCUACGCUGCCGGUCUGUACACACAUAACCGAUACGGCUACGACUGGCUCGUUUAUCUCGGUGCUGUGCUUUGUGGGCUCUCUGCAGGCAUCUUCUGGAUGGCCGAAGCAGCCAUUGCGCUUGCCUAUCCAGAGCCAUAUAAUCAAGGACGGUUCCUGGGAUUUUGGCUGAGUUUUCGAGUGGGCGGCCAGAUUGUAGGAGGUGCCAUUGAAUUGGGUCUUGACGCCAAAGACAACACUGCAGGAUCGAUAUCGUAUACCGUGCUAGCGAUAUUCAUUGCACUCCAGGCCUUGGCCCCGUUUGUUGGUGUGUUGCUCUCGCCACCGAACAGAGUCCAAAGAACCGACGGGCUUCCAGUUCGAUUGCGCAUCUGCGAGCAAACAUGGACUAAAGAGGUGGUCGAAGUCACCAAACUGUUUUUCAGUCGAGACUUUCUGCUCAUUGUUCCUCUCAUUUGUCAAGCUGUGUAUACCGAGGCUGUGAUGUUUACGUACCAGGGACUCUGGUUUUCUGUGCGAGCCCGUGCCUUGGGAUCGUUCUUAUCAGGUAUUGUUGCGUUGAUUAGCGGGAACAUUCUCGGUGCCUUCAUUGACAGCAAACGAGUUUCGCUGAAGACACGAGCUCGAGCUGCGUAUUUCGUGGUGUUGGGACUGCAGGGUGCUUGGUGGAUCUGGGGGACAGUGCUGGUAACUCGGUAUAAUAAAACAAAUCCAGUAUUCGAUUGGACGGAUCCAGGCUUCGGGGCUGGGUUUGGCUUGUUUCUGUUUUGGGUCAUUGGAUUCCAAAUCAACUAUCUAUACCUAUACUUUGUCGUUGGAAAUAUCGCCAAGAAUGAGCAGGAAGUCAUCCGUAUAGCAGGCCUGCUUCGUGGCACCGAGUCUGCGUCUCAGGCAGUCAGUUACGGACUCUCGAGCGUCGCGAUAAUGGGCAGUGUUGGUGACAUCUACCUCAAUUUUGGUCUCUGGGCCGUGGCGUUAUUCCCUGCAUGGUUGGUCGUCAAGGAGAUCGGUGUGACGAAGGGAGAUGUGAAGAUUGAACGCGAAAAGGCAUUGGCAAACGCAGAUGCCGAAUGA
Molecule: messenger RNA, 1416 nt
Organism: Talaromyces atroroseus
Lineage: Eukaryota; Fungi; Ascomycota; Eurotiomycetes; Eurotiales; Trichocomaceae
Exons: 4
Coding region: 1-1416 (471 amino acids)
Source: RefSeq, a predicted model, not a curated record